AUGAAUGAGAUGCAGAAAUCCAUCCAUGAGCUAGAACAUCAUAUGGACCCGAUGGUGGUUUCUCAAACUAUCAUACCACAGAGUGCGCUUCCAAGCAAUACUGAAAAGAAUCCGAAAGAACAACUUCACGCUGUCUCUUUGAGGAAUAACAGACACCUAGAGAAAGUUCCACCAAAGAAUAAGAAGGUAAAUGCUGAACAAAUCCCUACUAAGAGGACAGAGACCAAACAGAAGAGUGCUGAGAAUGUUACAGAGCAGCCAGAGGUGGUGGCAUGUAAGCCACCACCACUAUUCCCACAGAGACCCCAGAAGCAGAAAGUAGAUUUAGCUUGUAAGAAAUUUCUUGAGAUCUUGAAACAGGUACAUGUCAACAUCCCUUUGGUGGAGCUCUUGCAGGAGCUUCCAAAAUAUGCUAAGUACAUCAAAGACGUUGUUGCAAACAAAAGACGUCUAACAGAGUUCGAGACGGUAACACUUACUGAAGAGUAUUGUUCCAGAGUGAGGAGUAAAAUUCCUCCAAAGCUGAAAGACUCAGACAGUUUCACUACUUCCAUCACUAUUGGGAAUGUUGAGUUUAGGCGAGCAUUAUGUGAUUUGGGUGCUAGUAUCAAUUUGAUGCCGACUUCUAUGCUCAAAACGUUGGGUUUGGGUGAACCAAGACCAACCACUGUGACAUUGCAGCUUGCAAACAAAUCUUUGGUAUAUCUCGAUGGUAUAAUUGAAGAUGUCCUUAUGAAAGUGGAGACCUUCAUUCUUCCAUUUCAUUUCAUCAUUCUUGAUUACAAAGCUGACAAGCAAGUGCCUCUCAUUCUUGGGAGGGGAUUUUUAGCUACUGCUGAUGCUAUUAUUCGAGUCAGAGAAGGUAGGAUAUCCAUGAAGGUGGAUGGUCAAGAGGCCACUUUUGAUGUGUUCAAAGCUACUGAAUUGCCUACCCAUUAUGAGGAGCUGAAAAUGAUAACUAUUAUGGAGCCUGAGUUGACAAGUGCAGGACUUGAUUAUUUCUUGUCCUCCAAAGAUACCUUGGAGAGGGCAUUGGUUUACAAUAAGGAGCUAGAGGGCGAUGCAGAAGUUGAGGAGUGUCUUUUCAUCCUUGACACUUCUUGCCCAUAUGUGCAGGGAAAUAAGCCAUUCGAAGACCUCAAAAAGCCUGACACUUGGAAGAAGCCAAAACCCUCCAUUGAGGACACUCCGAUUCUUGAACUUUAA
Lycium barbarum (goji berry) is the source of this 1206-nucleotide messenger RNA. RefSeq lists its product as uncharacterized. Bases 1 to 1206 code for a protein of 401 amino acids. The transcript has a single exon. NCBI's taxonomy places the organism in Eukaryota, Viridiplantae, Streptophyta, Magnoliopsida, Solanales, Solanaceae. The record is from RefSeq and is a predicted model, not a curated record.